AUAACACACAGAGCGAGAGCACAGUUCCAGACAUGGGCUCCAGGGUCCUGCAGGUGGCGCUGUCCGUGCUGUUGGCGAUCAUGACAGCGACGACGGUGGGCCUCAUCAUCGCUAUGGUGACAAAAAACAACAACAUCACAGGAUCUACACCAGCCCCUCCCUCAUCUCCCCCGUACCUCAUCGGACUGGGACGAGCCGACUGCACCGGGCCGCCCGCAGAGGUCCCACUGAUGGGUUAUGCUAACUCAGGUCAAACUGCCGCAGGGAUCCACACUCGUCUGUUCAGCCGAGCGUUUAUCGUGGACGAUGGUCAGAAGAGGGUGGUGUUUGUGUCUGUGGACAUCGGGAUGGUGUCUCAAAGACUCCGCCUCGAGGUUAUGCGUUCUCUGGAGCAGAAGUUUGGUUCUCUGUAUCACCGUCAGAACGUUCUGCUCAGUGGGACUCACACUCACUGUGGACCUGGAGGAUACUUCCAGUACACACUGCUUAUGAUGAGUACUAAAGGAUACAUCAAGUCUGCAGUACAGCCUCUGGUACAGGCUAUAGUCAAGAGCAUAGAGCUGGCCCAUGAGAACAUGAAACCAGGACGAAUCUUCAGGAACUUUGGAAAACUGGAGCAGAGCAGUUUGAACCGAAGCCCCCAGUCCUACAAGAACAACCCUCAGGACGAGAGAGACAGGUACUCUGAGGACACAGACAAACAGGUCACAGUUCUGAAGUUCACCGACUCAGAUGGAGAUGGCAUCGGGGUCCUCAGCUGGUUCGCGGUGCACGCGGUCAGUAUGAACUACACAAACAGAAUGGUCAGCAGCGACAACAUGGGCCUGGCCUCCCUCAUGAUGGAGCUGGACAAGAACCAGGGGCUGCCCGGAGAGGGUCGCUUUGUGGCAGGUUUUUCAAGCUCGAAUCUUGGAGAUGUGACUCCAAACACCAGGGGGCCCUACUGCGCCAACACCGGCCUCAAGUGUGACUAUCUCAACGGCUCGUGUCCUGUUGGAGGGACAAAGAUGUGCAUGGGGGUGGGGCCUGGAGUCGACAUGUUUGAGAGCACCAGGAUCAUUGCUGAGAACAUCUACAAGAAGACCAAGGAGCUGUACAGUACUGCAGUGGAGGAGGUGACGGGGCCGUUACACUUCGCUCAUCAGUGGGUCGACAUGAGCAACGUGACUGUGAAGAUCAACAGUACUCACACGGUGUCAACAUGUAAACCUGCUCUGGGACACAGUUUUGCCGCUGGGACGACAGACGGAGGAGGAGACCUCAACUUCACUCAGGGAGCGGUGGAGGGGGACCCGUUCUGGGACGGGAUCAGAGACGCUCUUGUGGGUCCUCCGUCUAACGAGACUCAAGCAUGUCACCGUCCCAAACCCAUUCUGUUCAGUACUGGAGAGAUGACAUGGCCGUUGCCGUGGCACCCAACCAUCAUCGACGUGCAGAUGCUCCUGAUCGGGUCUGUGGCUGUGCUGGCCAUUCCCGGAGAAAUCACGACCAUGUCGGGCCGAAGACUCCGAGAGGCCGUCAAACAGGAGCUGCAGGUCGAUGGAGGGUUCAGGGACCUGGAGGUGGUCAUCGCCGGCCUCAGUAACGUGUACACUCACUACAUCACCACCUACGAAGAGUACCAGGUGCAGAGAUACGAAGCCGCCUCCACCAUCUUUGGACCCCACACCCUCACAGCUUAUAUCCACAAGUUUACACAUCUGUCAAGAGCCAUCAGAGAAGACUCAGUCUCAGGUCUGGAUUCUGGACCGGAGCCUCCGUUCUUCUCAAACCUGUUUAACCUGCUCCCAGCUGCCACCGCCGACAGGAAACCAGUGAACACGAGCUUUGGACAAGUCCUGGAGCAGGUCUACCCAGUCUACAGGAAGGGCGACGUGGUGUCUGUGACGUUUGUGGCAGGAAACCCUCGACACUCUGGAGAUAUUAGAGACAAGACGUUUGUGACGGUGGAGAAGUUUGACAAUAACACCAAGAGCUGGGACGUGGUCCACACUGAUGCAUCAUGGGAGACCAGAUUUCAUUGGCUGAAAGGCGCCGAUCGCCAUAGCAACACCACAGUGGAGUGGUUCAUCCCGGACAGCGCCCCCUCUGGUGUGUACAGGAUACGACACUUUGGUCACUACAAAGAAAUAAAAAACUUCAGACCGGUGAUCCUGCCGUACGAGGGCCAGUCGGACGAGUUUACUGUGGCAGCCAGCUACUACAGCGCCACCUAGAGGACAGCUACAAACAUGCACUUCUUUAAAAUGACUCCUGUGCAAUUUAUAGAUGUACUAGUAAUUUUUUUA
This is a messenger RNA of Periophthalmus magnuspinnatus, 2288 nucleotides long. RefSeq names its product N-acylsphingosine amidohydrolase 2 (gene asah2). The transcript has 21 exons. The coding region runs from base 33 to 2216 and encodes 727 amino acids. Gene Ontology annotation, molecular function: N-acylsphingosine amidohydrolase activity. The record is from RefSeq and is a predicted model, not a curated record. Gene Ontology annotation, biological process: long-chain fatty acid biosynthetic process; ceramide catabolic process; sphingosine biosynthetic process. Lineage: Eukaryota; Metazoa; Chordata; Actinopteri; Gobiiformes; Gobiidae. Gene Ontology annotation, cellular component: extracellular region.